Messenger RNA from Mollisia scopiformis, 1236 nucleotides. RefSeq lists its product as uncharacterized. The record is from RefSeq and is a predicted model, not a curated record. The coding region runs from base 1 to 1236 and encodes 411 amino acids. The transcript has 2 exons. NCBI's taxonomy places the organism in Eukaryota, Fungi, Ascomycota, Leotiomycetes, Helotiales, Mollisiaceae.
AUGGCCAAGAACCGUUCCGCUAACAUCAGCCGCAAGGGCAAGAAGGCCGCUCAAGCUGCUCGCAAGAAUGCCAAGGCCACCGUUGUCGAGACUCCUGUCAAGACCGUUGACGCGUCUUCCGAAGCUGAGCUCACUCAAUCCGAGGCUAGCUUCUGCGAGGCAGUCAUGAACGAAGCUGAGUCUGCUACCACGACUGAGCUUGACAACAUCGAGUCCGGCAACGCCUCCAAGUCUUCCACCGAGCAAGUCACCCUCAACAAGGAGUUCAACUUCGACUUCGCUGAGAACAAGGCUGAUACCUAUCCCAUCAUCGAUCCUACCUUUGCCACUGAAGUCUUCGAAGUCUUGAGCCCUGCCAGCCCUGUUGCUGAACCAGCCUCAGCUCUCCCAACCGCCGAGUUCACUUUCAGUGUUCCUCGCGUCAUUGCCGAUCUCAAGGCUCGCGUCAAGAAGGCUGCCGGGAUGGACAACAUUGAGAAGGAUUGUGCACCAAUCAUCGAGGCUCCGAAGGAGUUGGAGAUUCGAGAGAAGCUUCCCGAAGCCGAUCUCGAACUUGCCAAGAAGGACAUUGAUCAAGCCAAGAGAGAUGUUCAACUGUCCGAGAUGCAAACACAGAUUGAUGAACUCCAAAACAACAUGAACGAGUGGCACACUGGUCACGUUCAAACCCGCAACGAGAUCGAAGUCAUGAUCGCAUCUAUGUCCGCUUGUCUUAAGAAGGUUACUGACCUUAGACAACGCUUGCGUUCCGUUGAGGGUGACACUCUUGGACUCGUCAAUAUCGUUAAGGAUUUGCAAACUCAGAUCACUGUCGUCAAGGCUGUUUUGGCUGGUAUCCCGCACUUACAUCAGGAGCUUCAUGAGUUGAAGGAGGAAGUUGCUACGAUGAAGGAGGGCUCUGCUGCUAUGAAGGAAGAUGCUGCUGCUGCAUUGAAGAAGGCUCAUGCUGAGAUUGCUGCAUUGCAGAAGACUUACGUUGAGGCUGCUGCCAUGAAGCAAGCCAAGGCUCAGGUCGAACAAAUGGUCAACACCCUUACCGCUGCCUCCGUCCCCCUCCCCAAGUCCGAGAAGAAGACAAUCCGUAUCGUUCUUGACAAGGCUCUGAACAAGUUGGAGAAGCUGCCCACCAUCGGUCCAGUCGGAUCCCGCAAGGGAGAGGCUGAUACUCCUCGUGUUCCUGGUAUUCACAAGGCUGGUCGUGCGGGCAGUGGUGGUGGAUUCUGCUCUGUUAUGUAG